Molecule: messenger RNA, 573 nt
Organism: Solanum stenotomum
Lineage: Eukaryota; Viridiplantae; Streptophyta; Magnoliopsida; Solanales; Solanaceae
Product: BTB/POZ domain-containing protein At4g30940-like
Exons: 2
Coding region: 1-573 (190 amino acids)
Biological process (GO): protein homooligomerization
Source: RefSeq, a predicted model, not a curated record
AUGGUAAGCCAGAAAGACAGAGUGAAACUCAAUGUUGGUGGAAAAAAGUUUGAAACUACGGCCACAACCUUAGCGGGUGCGGGAAGGAAUUCAUUCUUUGGAGCCAUGUUUGAUGAGAAUUGGAAACUGCAUUCUAAUGGGGCAAUCACUGAACUUUUCAUCGAUAGAAAUCCCGAUUACUUUGAUCAUUUAUGGUUAGCUAAAUGGGGUCCGCUUGAUGGUAAUAGGCUCCCGUUGGCCGAGUCUAUAACGGGCCCAACAGUAGGGAAGGCUGAUAAAAUUCGGGCUAGUCCGAAUAGCUGGUGCUGUGUGGUACGUGAUAAUAUGGUCAACGUGUACAAUUGGAUGCUAGAAGAGCAACGUACAAUAACCACUCGUGAUUAUCGUAGGGUCAACGAUGUUUGUUGGGUUGAUUCUGAUAACAUUGCGGUUAGUAGUUCUGACAAAUACCUAGCUAGUGGAGGCAUUGGGUUGUUCAGUGCAUCUACAGGGGAAUUGAAGUAUAAUUUUCAAGUUAAAGAUGAAGAUCAAUUGAGGAUUACACAGCAGAUGCACUCGGUGUUAGCUCGGUGA